This is a messenger RNA of Panicum virgatum (switchgrass), 1428 nucleotides long. Its product is annotated as putative 12-oxophytodienoate reductase 8. Bases 227 to 1333 code for a protein of 368 amino acids. The transcript is spliced from 4 exons. The record is from RefSeq and is a predicted model, not a curated record. Gene Ontology annotation, molecular function: FMN binding; oxidoreductase activity. Lineage: Eukaryota; Viridiplantae; Streptophyta; Magnoliopsida; Poales; Poaceae.
GUAAUUCAUAGUCCAAAAAUGAAAUAACCCAGUAUUUUCCAAAUGAGCAACCUAAAGGCUCCUCGCGGUAAUUGCUCGGAAACUUACAUUGCAAGUGCGACUGCGGGCAGGUUGCAAUUAUAUUCUUUUUCCACCAAAAAUUAAAACAGAAGAGGGGCGUCAGGAUUCAGAGGUUACCAGAGGUGGCCGAGUAGCGCGACGGCGCGACGAAGGAUAGCAAUCAUCCAUGGAAGCAAAAGCUAUCCCGCUACCAACUCCCUACACCAUGGGGGGAUUCCACCUCUCUCACAGGGUUGUCCACGCCCCCCUCACAAGGUCGAGGUGCUAUAACAACCUUCCUGGAGAGCAUGUCGCGCUGUACUACUCGCAGAGGGCAUCCAAGGCUGGCCUGCUGAUUGCUGAAGCCACUGGGGUCUCUCAAACCGCUCAGGGGUACCCCAAUGCACCAGGCAUAUGGACCAAGGAGCAGGUGGAGGCUUGGAAGCCGGUGGUGGAUGCAGUGCAUCGGAAGGGCGGGGUUUUCUUCUGUCAGAUAUGGCAUGUUGGGAGGGCGUCUACUUAUGAUUAUCAGCCCAAUGGACAAGCACCAGUUUCUUGUACGGACAAGCAGAUCAUGCCUCAGGUUCUCAAGGAUGGAACUGUGGAGGAAUUCUCUGCCCCAAGGAGGCUUAGAGAAGAUGAAAUCCCUCAAAUCGUCAGUGAUUUUCAGCUUGCUGCUAGGAAUUGCAUUGAAGCAGGCUUUGAUGGGGUUGAAAUCCACUGCGCAUUUGGCUACCUAAUUGAGCAGUUCAUGAAGGACAGCGUCAAUGACAGAACGGACAAGUAUGGUAGAAGCAUGGAAAACCGCUGUCGCUUUGCUCUUGAGGUAAUUCAAGCAGCCAUCAAUGAGAUCGGAGCAGAGAGGGUUGGUGUCCGUCUCUCACCAUACUCAAACUGUCUGGACUGCUGGGAUUCAGACCCAGACGCACUCGGUCUGUACAUGAUCCACGCCAUGAACAAGCUGGGUGUCCUCUACUGCAGCAUGGUUGAGCCUGAGGUGGUCAAAGUGGAUGGCAAGGUGCAAAUCCCUUACAAGCUGUUGCAUUUCAGGAAGGCUUUUGCUGGUCCUUUCAUUGUUGCCGGAGGAUACAACAGGGAAGAAGGCAACAAGGCAGUUUCCGAGGGUUACACCGACCUAGUGGCAUAUGGCAAAUGGUUUCUGGCGAACCCAGACUUGCCGAAGCGGUUUGAGCAGAAUGCACCUCUGAACAAGUACGACAGAUCAACGUUCUACACUCCUGAUCCAUUUGUCGGGUAUACCGAUUACCCUUUUCUUGAUCUUUCGUCUGUGUGAUUCCUUGAGAACAAAAUUGGUGCUAUAUAUACUUGAUAUUGACAUGGAAUCCCAAAUUAAAUAAAAUUGUUGAACACGCUGGAGAUUAUGAACUC